AUGGCCGCCGCUAUCACCGACAUGGCCGACCUGGAGGAGCUCUCCCGCCUGAGCCCUCUGCCCCCCGGCAGCCCAGGGCCGGCGGCGCGGGGCCGGGCUGAGCCCCCCGAGGAGGAGGAGGAGGACGAGGAGGAGGAGGAGGAGGUCGAGGCCGAGGCGGUGGCGGCGCUGCUGCUGAACGGCGGCGGCGGGGGCGGCGGCGGCGGCGGAGUGGGGGGCGGCGAGGCGGAGACGAUGUCGGAGCCGAGCCCCGAGAGCGCCAGCCAGGCUGGGGAGGACGAGGACGAGGACGAGGAGGAGGAGGAGGAGGAGGACGAGAGCAGCAGCAGCGGCGGGGGCGAGGAGGAGAGCAGCGCCGAGAGCCUGGUGGGCAGCAGCGGCGGGAGCAGCAGCGACGAGACGCGCUCGCUGAGCCCCGGUGCCGCCAGCAGCAGCAGCGGGGAUGGGGACGGCAAGGAGGGCCUGGAGGAGCCCAAGGGACUGCGGGGCAGCCAGGGCGGCGGCGGGGGCGGCAGCAGUAGCAGCAGCGUCGUCUCCAGCGGCGGCGACGAGGGCUACGGGACCGGGGGAGGCGGAAGCAGCGCGACCUCCGGGGGCCGGCGAGGCAGCCUGGAGAUGUCGUCGGACGGGGAGCCUCUGAGCCGCAUGGACUCGGAGGACAGCAUAAGCAGUACUAUAAUGGAUGUAGACAGCACAAUUUCCAGUGGGCGUUCAACUCCAGCAAUGAUGAAUGGACAAGGAAGCACUACUUCUUCAAGCAAAAAUAUUGCCUAUAAUUGUUGUUGGGACCAGUGCCAGGCUUGCUUCAACUCUAGCCCAGAUCUGGCAGAUCACAUCCGUUCCAUACAUGUAGAUGGUCAGCGAGGAGGGGUAUUUGUUUGCUUAUGGAAAGGUUGCAAAGUAUAUAACACUCCAUCAACCAGUCAAAGUUGGCUACAGAGGCACAUGCUGACGCACAGUGGAGACAAACCUUUCAAGUGUGUUGUUGGCGGCUGCAAUGCCAGCUUUGCUUCUCAGGGAGGGCUAGCUCGCCAUGUACCCACACACUUCAGUCAGCAGAACUCCUCCAAAGUUUCUAGCCAGCCAAAGGCCAAAGAAGAAUCUCCUUCUAAAGCUGGAAUGAACAAAAGGAGGAAAUUAAAGAACAAAAGACGACGUUCAUUACCGCGACCACAUGAUUUCUUCGAUGCACAAACACUGGAUGCGAUAAGACAUCGAGCCAUUUGCUUUAACCUCUCAGCUCAUAUAGAAAGUUUAGGGAAAGGCCACAGUGUUGUUUUUCAUAGUACUGUAAUAGCUAAGAGAAAAGAGGAUUCUGGAAAGAUAAAACUUUUGCUUCAUUGGAUGCCUGAGGACAUUCUGCCAGAUGUCUGGGUGAAUGAAAGUGAACGACAUCAGUUAAAAACUAAAGUAGUUCAUUUAUCAAAGCUACCCAAAGAUACUGCCUUGCUUUUGGACCCAAACAUAUACAGAACAAUGCCGCAGAAGAGGUUGAAGAGAACUCUGAUAAGAAAAGUGUUCAAUUUGUAUUUAAGCAAACAGUGAAGGACAUUUGCAAUCAACUAAAAAUUCGUCUAUCGAAUUAGGGCUGAAAAUUACUGUUACAGAGUGUUGCAGUAUGUAUGGUGGCUCCCUUUUCAGGACUAGGGUUUCCUCAUGGAGUACAGUAUGUUAAUAUUUACCUAUAUAAUUCAUCUGUUAACGGUUUUUGAAAAACCUCUAUUUCAAAUUAUUUGAAUAGUCUUUGUAUUUUCAUUUAACCUAUAUGACUAAUUUUUUCCUGAGGAGAGCAGUUUGGUUUUUGAGUUGUUUUUAUCAAUAUAAGAAAAAUUGUAUUUUUUUUAAAGUAUCUUCAAACUGAAUCUUUUAUGCACCAAAGUUGGUUUUGAAAAGGAAAAUAAAAUCAUUUUCUUGCUUGCUAAAAGCAAGAAGCCAUAUGGAUUUUUGUUUUUUACUUACAGAAAUGGAAAUAUGUGUAACUUGUUAGUAUUGUAUCAGACAAAUGUUGCAUAGAGAUAAUAGAACAUUGCUUGUAAAUAAUUCAGCAGAUUUGUAAUAUAUUUUUAUAUUAUGAAAUGUACUGUAGAUGUUUUUCUAGAGGCAUGAAAGUUAAAUGUAUAUAUUAUGGUAGAAAUAAUAUUGAAGGAUAUUGUAAUUCACUAGUGCUGCCAGAGGAAUUGUUAAUAAAGCACCUUCUUUAACAAUAAAUGUCUUUUGCAGACUUAAGGGACUAUGUACUACUGUUAAUAUCUAUAAGAACAAAACACAUUGAACAUCCUUCCAGAAAGUCUUUGAGGGAGGACCUACACCCAUAAUAGAAUUAUGGCACUCAUUUCUGACAGUGACCGUGAAAUCCAUUAUUUCCUUGCUGUUGGAAGGACAUAUUGUAAAGUUUGUGGUUAUAUGCAGUCAAACUGCAGAAAAUACUCCUGAUUAAGGAGUUUUCACUUUACUACAGUGAUAUAAAAACCAGCAGUUUUUACACUAAAUUUUUUAAAAGAAAGAGUAGACAAAAAUAUAGAAGUAAGCCUUUGGUUCCAAAAUGGGAAAGGUUCCAUGAUACUUAAGUCAUUUCUCAUUUGCUUUAAAAAAUAAAAAAUAAAUAAAAAUUAUGGGAGACUUUAUUAAUUAACAAUAGGGUAAAGAGCUAUAUAUGUGAAAUGAGUCAUAUAAAAGUAAAUGAAGUGCAAAUGAAAAGCACUGCUAUAAGACAUUCUGGAAUGGUUGUUUAAUAAGCGUAUUAUCCAUGCCAUCUGUAGCAAAUGUGAUUUUAUUUUUGAAAAGAAAAGCAGUGUGUUUUCUUACAUUUUUGUUUUCUUUUGCUUAAGCACUUCAUCAGUUGCUUUAUUCUGUAUCUGCGAAGUAAUCUGCGAUCUCCUUUGUUCUUUUUAAGUUUUGAUUUGUUAUAACAUUGCCAAAUAGAAGUGUUUCAGAUAUAUAGUUUGUACCUGUAUUUUUAUUUUAUUGCCUCAUGUUCUUGUAAGUCAUUUUUAAUUGACCGAUGAUUGUAGACCUUGCUUGAGUAUUUUUUCUAAUAAAACAAACAAAUUGCAUUUAGCUUCAAAUUGUAACAAUUCAAUUAAAAUUUAAAAUGACAUCUGAAAAUAUACAGCUAAUUUUCUUUAGGGACACAGAGAAUAAAUUAGUUUUUUCCCAUUGUGUAGAAAUACUUAGGUGUCAAAACCAAAUUUCCUGGUUAUUGAUGACCUGCUGAGUAUGUUAUCAUUCAUGAUUUUUUUUCUGCUUAUCUGACUUGACUUUAAUAGUAUUACUGUCAUACCAAAAAGAAUAAAUACUUAAAAUGUG
This is a messenger RNA of Lepus europaeus (European hare), 3306 nucleotides long. RefSeq names its product AE binding protein 2 (gene AEBP2). Gene Ontology annotation, biological process: regulation of transcription by RNA polymerase II. Gene Ontology annotation, cellular component: ESC/E(Z) complex. The transcript is spliced from 9 exons. The record is from RefSeq and is a predicted model, not a curated record. Bases 1 to 1545 code for a protein of 514 amino acids. Lineage: Eukaryota; Metazoa; Chordata; Mammalia; Lagomorpha; Leporidae.